This is a messenger RNA of Pygocentrus nattereri (red-bellied piranha), 6880 nucleotides long. RefSeq names its product AF4/FMR2 family, member 4 (gene aff4). Gene Ontology annotation, cellular component: super elongation complex; nucleus. The record is from RefSeq and is a predicted model, not a curated record. The transcript has 20 exons. Lineage: Eukaryota; Metazoa; Chordata; Actinopteri; Characiformes; Serrasalmidae. Bases 290 to 3619 code for a protein of 1109 amino acids. Gene Ontology annotation, biological process: regulation of gene expression.
ACAUCUCGGCCGCUCCAACAUCCACUCUGGACAAAAUGGGCUUGAGAUAUUUGGAAAAUUUGUCAGACAAAACCAUGGCGUGUAAACGCCCUUCAGACUCAUGGCUUACUUAGGCGAAGCGGGCUAACCACAUUUUUUCUACAGUUUUAGGUUAUUGUUUUUUUAUUUUUGUUAUUAUCACCGGUGACAUGAAUUAGGGCGCUCCGUGUGUUAGAAAGUGGAAAAAAGACAAAGAGAAAAAGGCUUUCAGUAGCUACAAUGGUUUGGGCCUGAAAGAGACAAGAGCAACAUGAACCGUGAAGACCGGAAUGUGCUCCGUAUGAAAGAAAGAGAAAGGAGAAAUCAAGAAAUCCAGCAGGGAGGAGAGGCCUUUCCAUCCAACUCCCCUCUCUUUCCUGAACCUUAUAAAGUUUCCAAGACAGAAGAUAAACUUUCGAGUCGCAUCCAGAGCAUGCUAGGAAACUACGACGAGAUGAAAGAAACCAUCGGUGAACCUCCUCUGUCUAAGCUCAUGCCCAAAGCCUCCGGCUCUUCCACUUCGGAGGAGAAGUCUAUGUACAGUGAAACACGAGGGGGAGGCGGUCAGAGCCAGAGUCAGGGCAACAAAUGGACUCCUGUGGGCCCGGCCUCUGGAGCCUCUUCCUCGUCUUCAUCCAAGUCCCAGAACCGCUCCAGCUCGGGCAUGCAGAGCAGCCACAGCAGUAGCCAACGUAGCGGCUCCGGUGGCAGCAGCCAAAGGCAUGAACGUGACUUCAGCAGCAGCAGUAGCAGCAGCAAGAAGUCAAGCAAGCAUGAGCACAAGUCACACGCCACCUCCAGCCCAGCUAAGGGCACUUUGAACUCCAGUAGCCACUCGCGCUCGCUAACGGCCGAGCACCACGGUAAGGAGCGCUAUCGAUCCAAAUCGCCCAGAGACCGUGAGGCCAACUGGGACUCUCCUUCUAGGGUGCACUCUUCCUCCUCUUCUUCGUCGUUCCCCAGUGGCCAGCAUUCCAGCCAGACUUUCCCUCCCUCGCUCAUGUCCAAGCCUGGCUCCAUGCUGCAGAAACCCACAGCCUAUGUGAGGCCCAUGGACGGCCAGGAAACGGCUGAGCCCAAGACCUCCUCCGAAUCCUACGGGAGCCAGUCCCACAGCAGCAGCAUGGGGGACAUGAAGGGCAACGGCAAAGCAUCACUCACCAAGCUCAAGAUUCCAGCACCAGUAGAGGGAUCCAUGACAGGAGACCCAAGCUGCGUUGAUGAGAUUUUAAAGGAAAUGACUCAGUCCUGGCCUCCUCCACUUACAGCCAUUCAUACUCCCUGCAAGACAGAGCCUUCAAAGUUCCCCUUCCCCACUAAGGAUGCCCAGCACACAAGUUUUGGAGGACUCAAAAAAUGCAUCUCAGGGAAGGGCACAUCCACCAGUCAGCAGUCUAAGGCAUGCGAUGGUGACCAGAACAACAUGCUGCACGAUGAUCUGAAACUUAGCAGCAGCGAAGACAGUGAUGGAGAACAAGACUCUGCCAAAAGGAACCCCUCAGCAAGUAAUAACAGUAAUAAUAACAGUGAAGUAGCUGAGCGGGAAGACUCCAGCAGUCACAGCGGCUCAGAGAGCAGCUCUGGAUCAGAGAGUGAGAGCGAGAGCAGCUCCACUGACAGCGAGACCAAUGAACAAUCCUGCGUACCCUCACCUGAGCGCGAACAGCCUCCAGCCAACAAGUGGCAAUUGGACAACUGGUUGUCAAAGAUGGAGGAUCGCGAGGCCAACACAGGCCGAGGCUACGGCAGCCAGGGCCCCAAAGACUCCACCCCUACCCCAGGACGGGACCUGCGGGCUCCCCAGAAGGGUUCAGAGAGUGGCCGGGGCCGGCAGAAAUCCCCUGCUCAAAGUGAGGGUGGUGGAACCAGCCAGCGGCGAUUUGUUGGGAAAAAGCAGCCCAAGAAGCCAGAGAAGCCGCCUGUGGUGGAGGAGCCGAAAGGUGGCCUGAAGGUGGAGAGUGAACCUCCGCCUGAGAUUCCACAGCACCGUGCUCGGGCACCCAACAAAGGCCCACGCAAACCUAACAUUAGGAAGGAUCCCAAAUCGUCGUCAUCUCCCAGGGCAACACAGGACAAGCGCAAGGCAAAGGCACAAGGCAAGACAGUGCAAAAGUCGCGGGAAUUUGUGGACACAGAGUCGUCUUCCUCAGAAUCAGAGGGUGAGGAGAGCGCCCCUUCAUCCUCACAAACGCCAAAAUAUGUGCCUGUUUGUGUCUUCUCGCCCAUUGAGAACACGGAGCUGUUGUCACCGUUAAGCGAUCCAGACGAGAGGCCGCCACCCCCCAGACAGCUUCUGGUGACCAUUGACCUGAGCCUCCUGAGUCGAGUGCCCGGCCGACUGUACAAGGACAUUGAAGUGAAAGUGGAGAGGGACUCAACUGGAGAAAGCAAGGAUUUCCAGAAGCAGUCAGGGGAGAAGGGAGCCAGCAAGGGCAAGAGGAAACAUAAGAAUGACGAUGAUGGCGUUAAACCAGAUAACAAGAAAUCCAGGCAGGAAGAGAAGCCUUCACAUCAUAAACCAAAUAAGGAGUCUUCAAAGCGGAGUGUGGACAAGGAGAAAGACCCUGUGCCCUCUCCCUCAAUGGCCCUGCAGCGGACGCCAAAGUCGGAACACCAGGGCCGCAAACGUACAGCCAGCCAGUCAUCCACCUCGCUGCCAAGCAGUGCCAGCAGCAAAGAAAGUGGCAAGAGCAGCUCCAGCUCCAAGCACCGAAAAGGCGAGGACAAACAAAGCCGCAGCAGCAGGGAAACCAAGGAGAAGAUCCCUAAGAUGGAGAAUCAGCUGGCUGUACCUCCUCUUUCCUCUGACAGUUCAAAGAGAUCGAGACUGCUCUUUGAGGACAGGGUCCACUCUGCCGACCAUUACCUCCAAGAGGCUAAGAAGCUGAAACACAAUGCAGAUGCUCUGAUGGACAGGUUUGAAAAGGCUGUUUAUUACCUUGAUGCUGUGGUCUCCUUUAUUGAAUGUGGCAAUGCCUUGGAGAAAAGCGCCCAGGAAGCCAAGUCUCCUUUCCCCAUGUAUGCUGAAACUGUGGAACUCAUUAAGUACACUAUGAAAUUAAAGAGCUAUAUGGCACCAGACGCUACCUCAGCAGACAAAAGGCUAGCCGUACUGUGCCUAAGGUGUCAGUCUCUCCUCUACCUGAGACUUUUCAAACUGAGGAAGGAAAGUGCACUGAAGUAUUCAAAGACGCUCACUGAACAUUUGAAGAAUUCAUUAAGUAAUACUCAAGCUCCAUCUCCUGGAAUGGGAAAUAAAGCUGCCGGUAUGCCGUCCCCAGUAUCUCCUAAGCUGUCUCCCGGCAGUGCCGGCAGCUACUCCUCUAGCAGCUCCAGCCAGAGUGGAAGCUCCUCCGUAACCAUCCCGCAGCGCAUCCAUCAGAUGGCCGCCAGCUACGUGCAAGUCACCUCAAAUUUCCUCUACGCUACUGAAGUAUGGGACCAGGCUGAGCAGCUGGCCAAAGAGCAAAGAGAGUUCUUCACCGAGCUGGACAAGGUGAUGGGCCCUCUGAUCUUCAACACCAGCAGCAUGACUGAACUGGUGCGUUACACGCGGCAGGGCCUCCACUGGCUACGGCUUGACGCAAAGCUCUCCUCAUAAAGGCCUCACGUCCCCUCCCUCCCUCUCUCCCUCAAGCCUACUGGCCAUGUUCCCCAUCCGUGCUCCUGUACACCUACACAACACUCUCAAACUUAAUCUGCCUCAGACAUAUCUGUGACACUGUGUCCAUUUUCUACACCAGCUUGCCAAAAAAAAAAACAAAACAACACUGAGCUAUUUGGAACGCCGUACCCCCCUCCUCGACGCUUAUAAAUAUUCAUGAGCGGGAAGGCAACCAAGUGCACAUUUAUCAAAUGGACAUUCUUAGGCUGCGUUAAUCCUGUCCGCAUCAUUGAAAAGCCAUUUUUUGUUGGUUUUCUAACUUGGCCUCAGUUUUGUUUUUUUUUUUGUUUUUUUCCUCUUACAGCUGUGAACAACCAUGAACAAUACUUUUGGACUUUUAUGGCUUUUUUUUUUUUUUUUUUUUUUUAACCAAAGUACCUCCCUUUAACCAAAGGUGCUUUAAAAACAAAGGGGUUGUCCUUUUAUCUUUUUUGUGCCUUGUAUAUGAUAUACAGGAAACUAGGAGAUACAGUAUCUUGUUUGUCCACAGGGGUUGGUCCUGGAACUAGGUUGUGACUUUGUACGAGGAGCGUGUGCCACAGGGUGAGGCUGGGGAAUGCUGAUGGACGUUAACAGUGAUUCGAGAAAGCAUUCCAUUCGAUGUACAGAACACAGUGUGGCUAUGCCACAUCGUAAAGAGACAUCAUUGCAUGCACAAAAUGUCAUUUGUCUUCGCAGGCGCCAGGCCAGCCGAUCAUCAGGGUUUGGUGUGGCGGCCAUCUUUAAUGGUUCAACGUUGACACUGAACAUGUCUGCAUUUUUGUUUUUAUUUAUUUAAUAUAACGGCAUCACCUUGUUGACCAAUAGGACCUAAAACGUCAUAUCAAACUUUUUUUUUUUAAUUCCCCCAGCCAGUUUGUCCAAUGUUCCUCCAACUUUUCUGUAGUUUGUUGGUCAUUUUCCAGAUCAUGAGUUUAUCAUUGAGCCUAACACAGUCGUUAUCUUGUUCUCUCUGGCCAAGGCUUUUAGACUUUUUAGGGGACUCUCUUUAGCCAUAGCUUUUAUCUUCCUAAGCACAGGACUAUUUUAUGACUGCCGCUUAAGUACCUGGCCCAAUAUAUAUUUUAUUUAGAUACAGAAAAUUAGCUUUGUUCAAAGUUGCAUUUACACUCGCAGUUUUAUUUUAUUUUGGCUUGAGUACAGGGUUGUAAUAUGAGAUAUUGUAUUUCUAUUGUAUAUGAAAAUGUCAUAUUUAAAUAUUUAAUGUUGUUCUUGAGGUUCCCUUUAUAGGUUCAUAGUCAUUUGUGUACUACAAAUCAUUUAAAGGAAAGAAGUCAUCUAAGGAAUAUAUUUAUGAUACUAUUGAAAUUUACAGUUUAUAUAUACAAUGCGCAGUAUACUUGCAGAUUAAGUUGUUUUAGUGCCCAGAAGAAAUCGUAUUGUACCAUAGCGGUCUCAUUUUGUCCAAAGUGUUUGCAGUAAGUGGGGCAUCAUAGACUAAAAGUGAAAUAUUAUAAACCACUUUUGAUGGUACAGUAAUAGCGACAAAAGAAAUGGAUUCACAUCUUAUAAGAUUGCAGUUCCUUGGUUCAGUCCGCAGUGUAUUAAAUGCUGGAAAUCUACCAUUUCUUGCACUAGAAACUUUUUUUAUUUCAUUGGCUCCCUGUUUUUUCUGUAGGGACAAACUGUUAUUUCUUCUUGCACUCGUUCAGAGUAGAGUAAGAAAUCUGUCUAUGCAGAUUUUUUUUUUGUUUGUUUCCUUUAACAGUCCUCACAACUAGCAUGGGCAGUAGUUCAACAGCCAGUAAAUUCAAUGUCGUUUUAUGUGUAACAUCCACAAAGUAUUGCACAUUGACUUUAACUUUGGGUUUGGUUAUGUUAAGGUAAAUUCUUAAGGUAGUUUCUUCAUAUAUAUUUUAUAAAGGGACAAUUCUUAACAGAUAUUCUACGUUUGCCUCUUGUUUGUUGCACAUGUGCUGAAAGUGCUUACUGCUUGGUCUAGAUGGUAAAUGACCUGAAGAAUCCAUGGUAAUUUAUAGCUGGAUUUGGUGGUUCAGUUCACUUGCAUUACUUACUUUAAGCAUAUUAGUAACAUGCGUUGAGGCAAAUAUGGACUGUUAUUGAAAUGACCCUCUUUUUUCUUGUUAUUUUCAUAGAGAUUGUAGACCAUUACUCAGAGCCCAUUGAUCAUACAGAGGCAGGGUUUUGUUGCUUGCAUAAUUAUUGACUUAUGCACUACUUUGAUUUAAGUAGAGGUUCCAGGGUGAGAAUAACUACAGGUGAUUGAUUCGUCACAGAAAUAUUCCUACGGCCUUCUCACCACACUUUAUUUUAUUAUGUCCUUGGCAUAUUUUUUUUUUAGUAUUAUUUCUACCUUUUUUUUCUUACUGUAUUUCACAGGACUGCUUUUAGAUGAGUUUUAUUUCCAGAUGAAAAUCAAUGAAUAAUUCUCUUAUUAUAACUAUAAACCAGGGUAAGACAAAAAAACUUUUUUCUGACAUCCUAUACAAAAGCAAAACACUUGCAUGUUUCUAUUUAAAUACUACACUGUACAAAUGUACAUAAUGUCUUUUAGGGUAAAUUUUUAUGGCAGUUUAACAUUUGUAUUAAGUUGUAAAUAGAAUGUGAAUAUUUUACGCCUUUUUCUUUUUCAUUACCGAACUUUUCAUUUCUGUAUGUCACUGUGUGUUUUCAUUUGUUUCCUUUCUUGUCACAUCCAUUACUGUACUACUCUGUUUUCUACAACCACAUCACUGCGUGUUUUAUCAUUCAGAUUCUUAGAAAUGCUUAGUAUGUUUUAUGUACUAUACGAUGGAGUCGUCAUUCGGUUGAUAUUCUUAGUCCGUUUCAAUUCUGUCUAAAUGAGAUGUUGGCAGUUGACCCUAAGGAGGGGGCUGCUGUAGCCUGUGUUCUUCUGAGCUGUUUCUGUAUGUUGAACUGGUCUCAAUGUGUAUAUGUUGUACCCAUUUUAUGAUUCUCAAAAGGCAGAUUAUCUUGGCGCAGACAGUUCAGUAUAAUCAAAAUCAAGUUUAGUUUUUAAAGUAUUAAGAAGAGAUUGAAAAGUUUUUACAUAUAUAUUAUGGAUGCAAUAUGAUUUAUGAUUUAAAGGUACUCUCAUGAGCCUCGAUUAUCCUAACUUGUAAUUUAAAAACAUUUUUUUGUGAAGUGAGUAUUACUGGAUACUAAUGGGUUUUACGAGUCUGUUGCGAAUAUUCUUUGUAUUUUGCUGUAUUGAGAAUAAAAUAUAUGAUCAUUGAA